Gamsiella multidivaricata is the source of this 318-nucleotide messenger RNA. RefSeq lists its product as uncharacterized. Bases 1 to 318 code for a protein of 105 amino acids. NCBI's taxonomy places the organism in Eukaryota, Fungi, Mortierellomycota, Mortierellomycetes, Mortierellales, Mortierellaceae. The transcript has a single exon. The record is from RefSeq and is a predicted model, not a curated record.
AUGGCAUGUCGCACGGGUUUGACAACAAAAAAAAUUCGCACCUUUGUCCGUGGUCAAGAUGUACAGGAUACCAAGUGUCUUCAAGAAUCUUACCGCCAUGUUCUACGCAACACCAUUUACGAAAUCCGACUCUUUCCAAGCGGGGUUGGUUCGUUCGCAGAGUUCGCGAGCUAUGUCGAAGGUAACUACUUUGGUGAAGACCGCAGACGACUUUGGAUGAAGCCUUACCGUCAAGACAUCUACUAUGCCUCUAUGGAUACCAACAACUUCGUCGAGCCUUGGUACAGCCAAUUAAAGUCUAACGUUCUUAAGGACUGA